Caenorhabditis briggsae is the source of this 930-nucleotide messenger RNA. The record is from RefSeq and is a predicted model, not a curated record. Gene Ontology annotation, cellular component: nucleolus. Lineage: Eukaryota; Metazoa; Nematoda; Chromadorea; Rhabditida; Rhabditidae. The coding region runs from base 1 to 930 and encodes 309 amino acids. Gene Ontology annotation, biological process: regulation of ribosome biogenesis. Gene Ontology annotation, molecular function: nucleic acid binding; telomerase inhibitor activity. The transcript has 4 exons.
AUGUCGAUUUUGGCAGAGCCGAAAAGAAAACAAAAAAUCAGUGUGGAUCCACAGAAUUUGACAUGGAAAAAUGAUGAUCAAAAAUUCUCCAAGAAGUUAAUGGAAAAGAUGGGAUGGUCCGAAGGCGACGGCCUUGGUCGUAAUCGUCAAGGCAACCAAGACGCUGUGAAGCUUCGAGCCAACACCAGUGGCCGUGGACUAGGAGCCGACAAGAUGGCUGACUACGAUUCCACGUGGAUUUCGCAUCACGACGAUUUCGCGGAUCUGCUGGCGGCGUUGAACAAGAAUAAGGAGGAGAAAACCGAGGAUCAGACGGAAGAGGAGAGGGAGAAGGCGGCUGAAAAGAUCUCGAUCGAAUUGAAGAGCAAAUCGAUUCGUAGACGAAUUCACUAUCAAAAAUUCACACGUGCCAAGGACACGACCAACUACAGCGACAGUCACAAGAAGGGAAUUCUCGGCUACGGACGUCUCAAAUCCGAUGCCACGUCGACGACUACAGAAGACGUCGUCGAAAAUGCUGCUCCACAAGUGCAAACUGAGAAAUCGACGGAUUCUGAAAACGAGAAAAAAGAGGGAAACAAUACAGUCAGCACGCUGUCGGUUGGCGAUUAUUUCGCCGCAAAAAUGGCUGCGCUGAAGGCUAAACGAGAGGCAGCGGCUAAGGAAAUUAAGACCGAAAUCAUCGAGGAAAUCGAGAUAAAAACCGAGAUAAAAGAGGAGAUUUCGGAGGAAUCGGACGAGGAGAAAGCCAAAAGAAAGGCCGAGAAAAAGGAGAGAAAACGUCUUAGAAGAGAGCAGAGACAACGAGAGGAGGAGGAGGAGGCUGAAAAUAUGGUUGAAAUUAAACAAGAAAUCAAGGAGGAGCCGAUUGAUGAGGAGAUUGAUGAAGCGGAGAGAAAGAGACUCAAAAAGGUACAAAUAGCUAAUUAG